Molecule: messenger RNA, 865 nt
Organism: Bombus huntii
Lineage: Eukaryota; Metazoa; Arthropoda; Insecta; Hymenoptera; Apidae
Exons: 3
Coding region: 413-865 (150 amino acids)
Source: RefSeq, a predicted model, not a curated record
GUGAACUGUUUUAUUUUGUUGAUCGCGCGUAGAAAGAUACUAAAAUUGUUUCAAGCGGUAGAAGAAUUUCAAACUCGACUCUCUUCCUUAAAACCGGUUUUUCUUGAAUAACAUUGUAAAAAGAUUAAAUGAAGACAUAGCAACUUCCACUCACUGUAUAGUAGUAGUAACAGAGAGUUUGUUAAUCGACAGUGGAUUGAUUUUCAUAUUUUUUAUCUUACUAAAAAUUUAACAAAGGUGAAAAUAUUUUCAUUUUUGUCUUAUAUCCUUACACAUAAUUAGUUUCUUUUAUGAUAAACUUUGUGUACUUAAUUUUUAAAUUUUCUAGAACAUUUGAAAAUACUAUAUUAAACGUGAAAAAAAAACAGUAUUUCUAUAUUAGACUGUAUUUCAAUUUAUUAAUAUAUUUCAAAUGAAAAGAUUAAUUAUUUUUCUCACCAUAAUUAUAAUUCAUUUAAUUUGUGGAUUGGACAGCGACUUACAUUUUCAAUCAAAAUAUUCUAGAUAUGAAUUCAUUUUACAUAAAUGUAUAGCCAGUGCUCAAUUAAAUAGAAAACAUCAAAUUGCAAUGCAAGAGAAAAAUUCGACUGCACGGCAGGUGCAAUCUCCAACUGUUUCUCUAAAUUUGAAAUUGAAUAAUAGUCAUCCAUUUAACAAUUCGAAAACAACCUAUAACAACGUGGAUAUGGAACAUUAUCUUAUAAAACGCAUGGAAAAUACACCUUUGAGGACUUUAAAUAUUAAAACUAUGCAACGUUUGUUACCUAUAUUUACAAAAAAAGAUUUACUACCAGAAUUGGAAAAGGUCACUAACAAGACUACAAAUUCAUCACACAGUAUUAUACUUAUUAAAUCAGCAACAUAA